AUGACGCUGCAAGAGAAGAACGAGGAGAUCUCGGCGCUACACUUCGACUCUUCCGAGGGAAGGGGAAGUUCAGUGCAGAAUGGCAACAACGGCAUUGGUAACGGCAUUGUCAAUGGCAACGGCAACGGCAACGGCACCACCAGAGAAGUCCCCGAGGAUGCUCUACACAGAGACUUCUUCGAGAGUAUUCCUCUGUUUGCCACCUUAUUCGGCAUCACCUUCUCUUACCUGGCCGUGUUUGCGGCGCCCCUGCUGGUAUCUGUCGGGCUGCCGGUGCUUGAGCAGACUUUUGGAACCACCCCCGAUUCCGUCUUCAUUCCUGCCUCCAACACCAUCGGCCAAUGUGUGGCCCUCUUCGUCGUCGGCCGCCUAUCCGACUCGUUUGGUCGACGGUGGUUUGUGGUUUUCGGAAACAUCCUGUCCAUGAUCGGCUACAUGGUGGCGGCACGAGCAUACAACACGUCUGUCAAUAUUGGUGGAUCUUUCCUCUUCGGACUCGGCGCCGGAGUCCAAUUGCUCACCAUCAUGUUCGCGUUGGAGCUGGUACCCUUCAAUCGACGAUACCUGACGUACGCGUAUAUUCUGUCGGCUUGGGGACCCAUCCUCGCCAUUGCAGCGGGAAUAGUCUUCACAUUCGUCGCCACGGCCGAAGAUUCGUGGCGCUGGAUCGCCUACUUUGCAUUCAUCACCUCGUUCGUCAGCCUUGUCUUCACCCUGGUUCUGUACCAUCCCCAACCCAUCUCCGACACGCAUCCUGCCGCGAAGAGAGAAGUGGCCACCAAGACCGACUGGAUAGGCACCGUGGUCUGGACCGGCAGUACCGUCUCUUUCCUGCUGGGCAUCUAUCUCGGAGGCCAGAGAUAUCGUGAGUGA
This is a messenger RNA of Capronia epimyces CBS 606.96, 873 nucleotides long. RefSeq lists its product as uncharacterized. The transcript has 5 exons. The coding region runs from base 1 to 873 and encodes 290 amino acids. Gene Ontology annotation, molecular function: transmembrane transporter activity. Gene Ontology annotation, biological process: transmembrane transport. Gene Ontology annotation, cellular component: membrane. Lineage: Eukaryota; Fungi; Ascomycota; Eurotiomycetes; Chaetothyriales; Herpotrichiellaceae. The record is from RefSeq and is a predicted model, not a curated record.